UCAUCCUUCAUAAUCAUUUCUUCACAAAGAAAGAUCGAGAGAGAGAGAGAGAGGGAGAGAGAGAGAGAGGGAGAGAGAGAAAGUAUAGUUUUUACAUAUAAAUGAGAUGGGCAUAGACCAAAGCCAACCUUCCCCUUCUUCUUCUUCUUCUUCUUCUUCAUUUUCAUGUUACUAUGUAGAUAAUGAAUACAUUGACAUGGAAUUGAGCUCCUCUAAAAAUUUGUUUUGCUUCUCACCACAAAGCAAAGAGUUUGAGUUUCAAAUGUCUUCCAUUAAUAAUGAUAAAGAAGUCAUUUCUUCCCCAGCUGAUGAACUAUUCUACAAAGGCAAACUCCUCCCUCUCUACCUCCCUCCUCGCUUACAAACGGUUCAAAAACUCCUCCAUCCCUCCACCACCGCCGCCGCCGCCACCGCCAAUAACAAUAAAUGUGAUUCUUUUCAUCAAGAAAAUGGAUAUUCUUUUAAAGAAAACUAUUCUAUUACUCCUUUUAUUACUAUUCCUACCUCCACCAACACCACCGCCACCCCAUUGGAAUCUUUCAAUAUUUCACCUUCAGAAUCUAGUAGAUUUAGUGGUGAACUAAACCCAGAUGAGUAUUUUUUUGAAUUAUCAACUGAACGUAAUAGCUUCAAUAAGAGUCCAAUAAAGAAAUCUUGGUCCAGGAAGUUAAAAAAAUCUUUACUUGGUCAAAAGCUUAAGGCUUCAAGUGCUUAUUUGAAGUCUCUGUUAUUUACAAGGUCCGGUUGUGCAGAUGAGUCUUCUUGCAUUAAAGCAUCAAGAAAUUCUGAUAUCUUUGAGACUACAGAUUGCUUAAGUAAGCACAUAAAAGUAGCCAAGAAAAACUAUUCAUUUGGCGAAACACUAAUGAAAAGAAUUGAGAAAGAAAUGAGUGCAGAUAUUUUUCAUAGUCAAAGAAGGUCUUUCUCUGGUGUGAUUCAACGACAUUCGACGAAUAAGUCAUUGUCUUCUAAUUCAUCUGUGUCGUCUUCAUCGUCAUCUUCUUUUUCAUUUAGUUCUUCAAGUGGGUUUUGUGAUUUACAGUUGCUUAAAAGAACUGGCAGUGUUAAUUCAGUGACAGAGAGUUCAAUUGAAGGAGCAAUUGCUUACUGUAAAAAAUCUCAGGAAGCAGUUGUUUUGUUAAAGAAAGAUUAGUGCAAAUGAAGUUACGGUUUAUGUCAUUGGCUGUUUAGUAAGAGAAGGUUAUUGAGAUGGGCAUCUCAUAAUUUGUUAUUGAACAUUCUAAAGCAAGCUGUGUGAUUUUUAGAAAGUUUAUUGGUUAAUUUCAUUGUAUAUUAUCAAUGUCAAGAUAAUUCUUCUGGUUCUUUAAUUACUGGAGGUUUUCAUCUUUCUUCUA
Messenger RNA from Jatropha curcas, 1355 nucleotides. RefSeq names its product putative membrane-associated kinase regulator 4. Lineage: Eukaryota; Viridiplantae; Streptophyta; Magnoliopsida; Malpighiales; Euphorbiaceae. The record is from RefSeq and is a predicted model, not a curated record. Gene Ontology annotation, molecular function: kinase inhibitor activity. Gene Ontology annotation, cellular component: plasma membrane.